Molecule: messenger RNA, 3326 nt
Organism: Tigriopus californicus
Lineage: Eukaryota; Metazoa; Arthropoda; Copepoda; Harpacticoida; Harpacticidae
Exons: 7
Coding region: 142-3114 (990 amino acids)
Biological process (GO): mitochondrial protein catabolic process; mitophagy by internal vacuole formation
Cellular component (GO): mitochondrial outer membrane
Source: RefSeq, a predicted model, not a curated record
GGAUUCUCUCCAUUGAGGAGUUCAAUGGUUCAGUUUCGUGUAGGAUUCAUCCGAGGUGAGACGUGUCUUUAACGGUGGUAUUGUUUGGAAGUGAAUUGUUGUUUUUUGGUGGCAGUGUCUUGAGACGACGCAUUUGCCGCAAUGAAUCGGCUUGACCGAUACUAUAUUCCUGCGGGGGUGCCGAAUAAACCCGCAGCCCCGCCUUUACCCCGGAAAGGAAUCCUUAUGAUGCCACCUCCUCCAGUUCCACCCAUGGGUAACCAAAGGCCUAAGGCAGGAAAUUGGCAAUAUCAGCAGACUCCAAGUUCUUUACAUCAACCCCAGAGUCUCCCACCCCAGCAUAUGAUUGCUCAUCCCAUAGUGACAACAGUCCCCAUUCAGCAACAAUCCCAGAUGUUUCGAUCCAAUGAGAAAAUUCGUCCCGAGCGACCCACUAAUCGGCGACCCAUUCCAUCUGCCAUGGUGGCCGGUAGUCGCCGGGCCAUCAUGAACGGUGAAUAUGAGGAGCUCCACAUUAUGCCCACGCAACACGUACUUAAGCAUGGGAGUGGUAGUGUGUUAGAUUCCCAGAACUUGGCCUCAGCCAUGUCCCUACCAGAUGCAUCUCCACGCAUGGCCCUUCAGAAGAUUCUCAUGUUGUACGAGAAUGGCGACCAUCGCGAGGCUGCCGCAUUCAUGAGACGUCUCUCAUUCCAAACGUUCCGGCAGAUCCUUCCGCAGAUCCCUGCUGAUAUCUUCAUUGAAUCCAUGCCACAUUCCCUGCCCAUAUUAGAGGCCCUUUAUGCCAAGCUCUUCUUGGCAGGCGACAGCAAGCUUUUGGGUAAUGCACAAAGUCUGAGACCAGAGGCAGUUAUCUGGCAAUUGGUCAAGUUCUUUGCCAACCAAGACGACGGCCUGGCAGCAGGUCAGAUGCGGUGGGAGUUCUGCGGGCCAUUCAUUUCUUCUUGCAAGCGACUCCUCCAAGUCCUCUUGUCUGCCGAACCAAGAUUGAAGCGAUUAGUCUCGGAGAGAAAGAAGGCCCUAAUGAAGGCAAUUGAGGGUCUUGGUCAACACGGCAUGGUCGGCACAUCGGACGAACAACUCAUGAAUCUUCACAAAGCCCUCAAAUUGGAAUUCGAUAAGUCCCAGAAAACCUAUUCCGAAGCUCUUCUCAAACUGGAACAACUAUCCUUGUUGCAAAACAAAACUGGAAAAGGUACAAUCAGUGGGAAAUCCGCUCCAAUCGCGCAAUCACAUCAGCGGCAACUCUCCCUCAAAGCCGGGGAGAUCCAAGAGAGGUUAAUCAAAAACAAGAGCCUUCUCAAUGUGGUUGAACCAUCUUUGGAGAAUACAUCCCUUGAGGUCUUAUUGGGUAUCUUGCAACAGAGAAUUGAACUUGACAAAGAGUGCUUGUUUCAAUACACUCAAAUCAAGAAGGACUUGAUCCCCAAGACUCUGGGGUUGAGCUUUGCCAAGAACGCUGGCUCAAAUAAUAAUAACACUGUUAAAACACCCAAUACAAACACAAAUCCAGAGAAUCAAAGUGUGGCUCCGGUUCUCAUGCGGUAUCAGCGAGGAUGUCAACAGGUUUUGGAAUUGAUCCGUGAAGUGGUCGAGGACGACUUGGACAAGGAAGGCGAAGAGGAGGGGAAUUGCAGUGAUAUCUCCGGCUAUCACUCAGAUUCCGAGUCAUGUGUAAUGACCUCGGGCAAUUCACCAUUCAUUUCAAAAGAGGCCCGGUACAACUUCUUGACCAGAUCAGUUCGUCUGGGCAGCAAGCACAAUGUUCGGGCCUCCAUUUUAGCCUCCAGUCUCUGUUUGGACACCACCAGUUUGGUCGGGAGCAAAAUGGGCAGCAUCAAAGGUCCGGGCAGCAUUGUCUCCGAGGUCUUGAGGACCCGGUCCCAUCCCAAGCUGAGCACUGGUCCACCCAGUUUGGUGAUUCAUAGCUCAAGCGGAGUGAGUUCCGGAUCUGCGGACAGCUCGGACACGGCGAGUAAUGAGGAUAAAUCCGAAUCCCCGACGCCCAGUAGUUCAAGUAAUGGCACGGUCAAGAGAAUAUCCAGCCAUGAGAUCAAAGGUGGCGGCCUAAUAGGAGGGCGUGGCCCAAGUGGAACCAUGCGGCCGCGACACCUCAAACAGAGAUCUGUGUCUUCGCUCUCAAAAGAAUCGGCUGGCACAUCAGUCUCGGCCAAAUUGUCGAAAUUCAACGACAGUGAGAGCACCCUCACCCCCGGCGAACCCAUCUAUCAGGGGAUCAUCGAACAAGAUAUUUCAAUCAUACGGAAGGAGGCCGAAAUUGCAUCCCUCAAUGAAGAGGUCAAGAAGCUCCGAAGCGAGCUGAACAAAUCCCAGAAGACUAUUUUCGCUAUCGAGGAUAGUGAGAAGGAGUUGAAGAGUCAAUUGGCCUCCGAGAAGCAGAAAACGGUCACUUUAGAAAGGAUGGUAUCCUCGACAUCCUCCACAAUGAGCACCGCUGGAAAAGGAGGCUCCACUUACGGGACAAUGGACACGAGACCCUCGGGUCUGGUCAAGAAAUACGGAGAGCUCUAUGCCCAAAUGAGACUAGAGACAUUGGAUGCUUUGGAUAAGCUCCCUGAGUUAGUCAACUCCGAGGAACUGAAAAACAAACUUCUGUUUUCGGUUGUUGUGCUUGGAUUCCGAUCCGUGACCACGACCAUUCAAAGCAAACGCGACCACGUUCGCAGAAUCCUCCAACUCCCUCCUCCACCUCCAAAUGAGCAAGCGUCCUCGGAGGCUGCCGACCCAGCUGCCAAGGACUUGGAGCAGGCCAUUUCCAUCUACCUGAGGCGAGCGACAGAGAAUUUUGACCUUUCCAAAAAUGUCGAGGAGGUGUGUUCACAAAUUUGGGCCACACUCUACGAUUAUCCCUGUUUGAAGACAUCCGAUGGAAUCAUCCGUUACGUUAAAGAAUGUGUUAGAGUGGCUUGGGGCUUGGUGAAUCAGGUGCCGAACUAUGUGGUGGAAUACGAGAAUAGGAAGUUCCAACCGGACCUUCACGUGAGGUUCCAUUCCUCGAAAACCGACAGUGACCUGAUUCAAACCUAUUUGUGGCCUGCCCUCUUGGAAGGAGAAAAUGGGCCAUGUGUGCAGAAAGGCGUUGUCAUCACUUAAGCAACGGGUUCACAGUUCACAGAGAGUAAAUGCAAAGAUGUUUCGAAACAAAAUGAAAGAGAUGUUUGAAUCUGUUUGAAGAACAACUACUUCAUCACACUAGUCUUUGGUCACAAAUAUCAGCUUGAAUGAGGAUCUAUAUUGUAAUACAUGACACAGGUUGUACAUAAAUAAGUCUGAAUGAUUUAAAAAUAAAUGUGAAUAUGCACUUU